AUAAAAGGCCACGGCCAGCCUGGGGCUGCGUGGAGCGCAGGUGUCACACAAUGCUGCCCUCCUGGAUCGUGGGCCUCCUCCUGCUGGCCACCGUCAGAGGAAAGGAGAUCUGCUAUCAACCCUUCGGCUGCUUCCCCGAUGACAAGCCCUGGGCGGGGAUCUUCCAGCGGCCGGUGAAGCUCUUCCCCUGGGCCCCCAAGGACAUCGACACCCAGUUUCUACUCUACACAAAUGAGAACCCCAACAACUUCCAGCGGAUCUCCUCCACGGACCUGGCCACCGUGGAGGCUUCCAACUUCCAACUGGACCGCAAGACGCGCUUCAUCAUCCACGGCUUCAUAGACAAGGGGGAGGAGAGCUGGCUGACCGACAUGUGCCAGAAAAUGUUUAAGGUGGAGAAGGUGAACUGCAUCUGCGUGGACUGGAGGCGUGGGGCCAGGACAGAUUACACCCAAGCCGUCCACAACAUUCGAGUCGUGGGAGCCGAGAUAGCGUUCUUAAUCCAAGGGCUGUCGACCGAGAUGGGCUACAGCUUGGAGGACGUGCACCUCAUCGGCCACAGCCUGGGCUCGCACGCGGCCGGCGAGGCGGGCAGGAGGCUGGGGGGCCGCGUGGGCAGGAUCACAGGACUGGAUCCGGCAGAACCAUGCUUCCAGGGCACGCCGGAGGAGGUGAGGCUGGACCCGUCGGACGCCAUGUUUGUGGAUGUGAUUCACACGGAUGCCUCGCCCAUAGUGCCUUACCUAGGUUUUGGAAUGAGCCAGAAGGUGGGCCAUCUGGAUUUCUACCCAAACGGAGGAAAGCAAAUGCCCGGAUGUCAGAAAAAUAUCCUUUCAUCCAUCGUUGAUAUAAAUGGACUCUGGGAAGGAACCCGGGACUUUGUGGCCUGCAAUCACCUGAGAAGCUACAAGUAUUACUCCAGCAGCAUCCUCAACCCCGACGGCUUCCUGGGCUACCCGUGUGCCUCCUACGAUGAGUUUGAGGAGAAGAGCUGUUUCCCGUGUCCAGUCGGAGGAUGCCCCAAAAUGGGGCACUAUGCUGACCAGUUCCAGGGGAAGACCAGCGCCGUGGGACAGACGUUUUUCCUGAACACAGGAGAGAGCGGCAACUUCACUCGUUGGAGAUACAGGGUAUCAGUCACACUGGCUGGAAAAAAGAAAGUGAGUGGGUACAUCAGGAUUGCUUUGUAUGGAAGUAAUGGAAACUCAAAGCAAUAUGAAAUUUUCAAAGGAUCCCUCAAACCAGAGGCAAAUCAUGUGCGUGACAUUGAUGUGGACAUCAACGUUGGAAAAGUCCAGAAGGUUAAGUUCCUCUGGAACAACCAUGUGAUAAACCUCUUCACGUACAAGCUGGGGGCUUCGAGAAUCACAGUGCAGAGCGGUGAAGAUGGGACUGAGUAUCAUUUUUGCAGUGACGACACCGUGAAAGAAGACCGGUUGCUGUCCCUUCACCCUUGUUAA
Messenger RNA from Eptesicus fuscus (big brown bat), 1460 nucleotides. Its product is annotated as pancreatic lipase-related protein 2. Gene Ontology annotation, biological process: phospholipid catabolic process. Lineage: Eukaryota; Metazoa; Chordata; Mammalia; Chiroptera; Vespertilionidae. Gene Ontology annotation, molecular function: triacylglycerol lipase activity; glycerophospholipase activity; protein binding. The coding region runs from base 51 to 1460 and encodes 469 amino acids. The record is from RefSeq and is a predicted model, not a curated record. The transcript has 13 exons.